Aspergillus bombycis is the source of this 1194-nucleotide messenger RNA. Its product is annotated as F-box domain protein. NCBI's taxonomy places the organism in Eukaryota, Fungi, Ascomycota, Eurotiomycetes, Eurotiales, Aspergillaceae. Gene Ontology annotation, molecular function: protein binding. Bases 1 to 1194 code for a protein of 397 amino acids. The transcript has a single exon. The record is from RefSeq and is a predicted model, not a curated record.
AUGGAGUCCAGUCAGAAAAUGGUUGACUGCAACCAGCAGGAGAUGCCCCAAGGUUGGAGCAAAAAGACCCUCACCUUUACUACAAGGCACCAUCUGAGACGAGCAUUCUCGAUUAAUAUGAGAUACAACCUUCAGCGUCUGACAGCAAAGUGGGUAGCUUCGAUAGAGCCCGGACAUUGGUCAUCAACCCGGCCCCAAAGACGCACACAUAUGCGUGGAGGCUGCUAUCUUCUCCAACUGCCGACAGAAUUACUGCUAAACAUCACAUCCUAUUUAACGGUGGUUUCUCGGGCGUCUCUGGCCUUGACUUGCAGGCAAUUGUUCCUAUUAGACGAUGCCGGUUUAAACUCAGAAUGCUUGUCUUUCAGUCCAGACUUUGCCCCGUUAUUCAAACACUAUCGCAACGAGUACAACUUUGCAACUCCUCGAUGGGAGCUUAUCAGACUCCUAGAGAACACACGCUGGCUCGCUUGCUCCAGAUGCUUACAGCUGCAUAUGGCGGCUGCCUUUCCCCAGCGAGAACGGAAACAGCAGCCCGAAGACCGAGGCUGUAAUCUGGGGAGUUUGGCUGGUGUAGUCGACUUAUGCCCAUGCAUCAAGCUAACCUUUCGCGGAAAAAUGGACCUUGUUGAACUUCUGCGCGCGCGACAAAAGACUCUGACGGCUCUGGCGACACAACAUGGUGCCGGUACCCGGGAACCCUUCUGCUGGCACUCUUGCACCAUGAACUAUGGAUCGUCGAAAAUAAAGAUUCGGAUUUUACCCGACCUGGACGAAAAUGAUAUGCUGAAGGUCAGAGUGGAAUACCAGUUAGCGAUCAAAGCAGGGCAGCUGGGAAAGGAGGAAUCUAUGAUACCCCGUCUGGGAUGUGCACACAGGGCGGUCGAUCUGUGGCUCGCCAGCGUCUGUAACACAAACGACGACUUUGGCUGGACACCGUCGCAUGUAUCGACCUGCAAUCUAUGCAAUAGCACUUUGACAUGUCUCCGGAAAGGGCCCUUACGUGUGGGUGAAGGGUCAGGACAAGCAGUAUAUGACUUCUACAUCGAGAAAUGUCUCGGGUCUGGGAGCUUGUCCGUUCCAGACGACCAGUGGGCUAGCCAGAGGAGCCAUCCUGUCGGGGACCGGAGAGCUGUCGGUGAUUGCGACGAACGCUGCCCUUGGAGUCCCCACAAAUAUCACUUCCGGUCAUAG